Molecule: messenger RNA, 11584 nt
Organism: Hemibagrus wyckioides
Lineage: Eukaryota; Metazoa; Chordata; Actinopteri; Siluriformes; Bagridae
Gene: cacna1bb
Product: calcium channel, voltage-dependent, N type, alpha 1B subunit, b
Exons: 49
Coding region: 687-7622 (2311 amino acids)
Biological process (GO): calcium ion import across plasma membrane; chemical synaptic transmission
Cellular component (GO): neuronal cell body; voltage-gated calcium channel complex; membrane
Molecular function (GO): high voltage-gated calcium channel activity
Source: RefSeq, a predicted model, not a curated record
AUCAUCAUCACCAUCAUCAACAUUAUCAUCAAGGCUGAUCACCGGAGAAAAGUCAUGACGUUGCCUUAUAGACUGCGCGCGGUUAUAGGAAGCGUCAAUUAGGCGUCAUAGUGUACUUAAGAAGCAGCGCGCGCUGCCCAUUGCACACAUCACGCGCGUCUUUGUGCAAGAAUAAGCGACGCUGGACGUUUUCACGUGUUAAACAGGCAAUAGGGAAACAGAUCCAGGCAAAGGUUUGAAUGAAAAAGGUGUUGUUGUUUUUUCAGCAUUUUUGUUUGCAUUGCCAGAUCUCUGACAUGACGCACGAGUGGUGACUACGUGUCGGUUCAGCGAGAUCUCAGCACGGAAUUCAGGGUAUAACGUGUGGCACGGAUUGGAUGCUGCCUGUCAUUUGACGCGCUCUUAACGCGGAUUAUAUUUGCAUGCUAAGUUUUCUUUUUGUCAGUUUUCCAGUUUUUUUCCCCCUAGGAUGGAGUGAAAGGAGGCAGCGCGCGAGGUAGGGAGAACAAAUCAGAUCAAGCGCGAUCAGCUGCCGUCGAGCGCACCCGGCUUUUUUUUUGGUAUUAAUUUUGGAAGAAAAAAAAAAUAGCACAGUGAUGGAGACUGUGAGUCACAUCCAGCGGGAUCAUUGUAAUGUAUCUGAUGCUUGUUGACUCCGAUGCCAGUUACCUGUUGGAUAUACCCGCAUGUCUAGGAUGGCUCGUUUCGGGGACGAUGCGUCUGGGCGCUAUGGAGCUGCGCCGGGCGCGGGGAGAGGAGGAGCGCGGCCGGGAGGCGCACCGGGCGCUCAGAGGCUUUACAAGCAGUCGAUGGCUCAGAGAGCCCGGACAAUGGCUUUGUAUAACCCUAAGCAGACUAAGCAGAACUGCUUCACGGUCAACCGCUCGCUGUUCAUCUUCAGCGAGGACAACGUGAUCCGGAAAUACGCCAAGAGGAUCACCGAGUGGCCUCCAUUUGAAUACAUGAUCCUUGCAACCAUCAUUGCCAACUGUAUUGUAUUGGCAUUGGAGCAACAUUUGCCGGUUUAUGACAAGACACCGAUGUCAGAACGCCUGGACGACACAGAGCACUACUUUAUCGGGAUAUUCUGUUUCGAGGCUGGCAUUAAGAUCAUCGCCCUGGGCUUUGUCUUUCACAAAGGCUCCUACCUUCGCAACGGCUGGAACGUAAUGGACUUCGUGGUUGUCCUCACCGGGAUUUUGGCCAAAGUGGGUUCGGAUUUUGACCUAAGGACGCUGCGAGCUGUGCGAGUUCUGAGACCUCUCAAACUGGUGUCAGGAAUCCCUAGUCUACAGGUUGUGUUGAAGUCCAUAAUGAAGGCCAUGGUUCCUCUGCUGCAGAUCGGCUUGCUGCUCUUCUUUGCCAUUGUCAUGUUCGCCAUUAUAGGAGUAGAGCUCUACAUGGGCAAGUUUCAGAAGGCGUGCUUCAAACAAGGCACAGAGGAGCUGGCUGAAGAAUACCCAUGUGGCUUGGAACCUCCAUCUAGGCUGUGUCCCAAUGGCACCGAGUGUAGGAAAGGCAGUGCGUGGAAAGGACCAAACUACGGCAUUACUAACUUCGACAACAUCUUGUUCGCCAUACUCACCGUCUUCCAGUGCAUCACCAUGGAAGGAUGGACAGAUAUCCUUUACCACACCAAUGAUGCCUUGGGCAACAUGUGGAACUGGAUGUACUUCAUCCCCCUCAUCAUCAUCGGCUCCUUCUUCAUGCUUAACCUAGUGCUGGGUGUCUUAUCAGGAGAGUUUGCCAAAGAAAGAGAACGUGUAGAGAAGAGACAGGAAUUUCUGAAGCUACGCAGGCAACAACAAAUCGAGAGAGAGUUGACUGGCUACUUGGAGUGGAUCUGUAAAGCAGAGGAGGUGCUGCUGGCUGAGGAAGACCAGAACGCAGAAGAGAAAUCUCCACUGGAUGGAGCGUGGUACAAGAGGAAACAGAACAACCCAGUGCUGAAAAGAGCAAAGGCCAAGAAGGGGAAGAAUGAUCUCAUCGGUGCCGAGGAGGGUGAGGAACACUUCACAGACAUUUCCUCAGUUGCACCCCCCGGAUCUCCCUUUGCCCGAGCCAGCCUGAAAAGCAACAAGAACGAGAGCUCGUCAUACUUCCGCCGAAAAGAGAAACGAGUACGCUUCUUCAUUCGCCGCAUGGUGAAAGCCCAAAGCUUCUACUGGAUUGUGUUGUGCAUAGUGGGCUUGAACACACUGUGUGUGGCCAUCGUUCACUACAACCAGCCUGUGGGGCUGACCAAAGCACUGUACCUGGCCGAGUUUGUGUUCCUGGGUCUGUUUCUAUGUGAGAUGACACUGAAGAUGUACGGCCUGGGGCCCAGGAACUACUUUCACUCCUCAUUCAACUGCUUUGACUUUGGGGUCAUCGUGGGGAGCAUAUUUGAGGUGGUGUGGACAGCCAUCCAACCAAGAGCCUCUUUCGGUAUUAGCGUCUUGAGGGCUCUGCGCUUGCUCCGAAUAUUUAAAGUGACCAAGUAUUGGAACUCUUUGAGGAAUCUGGUGGUGUCUCUGCUCAACUCAAUGAAAUCCAUCAUCAGCUUGCUCUUCCUCCUCUUCCUCUUUAUUGUGGUGUUUGCCUUGCUGGGCAUGCAGCUCUUUGGAGGACAGUUUAAUUUUGAUAACGAAACACCCACUACCAAUUUUGACAACUUCCCUUCCGCCAUAAUGACCGUCUUUCAGAUUUUGACAGGAGAAGACUGGAAUGCCGUGAUGUAUCAUGGGAUUGAGUCUCAGGGCGGCGUCCCACUUGGGAUGUUCUCCUCGGUUUACUUUAUCAUUCUUACUCUCUUUGGAAACUACACUCUUCUUAAUGUGUUCUUGGCUAUCGCUGUCGAUAACCUUGCCAAUGCUCAGGAGCUGACAAAGGACGAGGAAGAGCAAGAGGAGGCAGCCAAAAAGAGCAUAGCACUGCAGAAGGCCAUGGAGGUGAAGGAGGUCAGCCCGAUGUCAGCAGCUAACAUUUCCAUCGCAGCUUUUGUAAAGCAAAAUCGAGAUGUGCUCUCUCGCAGCUCUUCCGUCAGCAGCGUUCACUCACUGAGUUAUGUCUACACCCCUGUUCAUCGUUUUGUGAGCAAAGAGCAGCAGCGCUCUCUCCAGAAGAUGUCUAUCUGGGAGCAGCGCACUUCACAACUACGUCGCCACAACCUGCGCAACAGCAGUGAAGCACUCUACAACGAGCUGGAGCCGGAAGAUCGGCUGCGAAUGUCAUCAGCGCUACACCUGCGGCCCGACAUGAAGGCGCACCACGAUCGGCCCUUGCUGGUGGAUAAAUCGCACCCGCCGGAUGGCAGGGACACCCCGGAGGAGGCACCUGCACACAAACACCAUCGGUGCCGUGGAGAGAACGGCGAUGCUGGAGAAGGACGCCGACAUCGGCACCACCGCGGUAGUGAACACAGAGGGCAGCAGGAUGGAGGACACAGGAACCAGACGGAGGAUGGUGAUGAUGAUAGGGAGCACCGUCACCACCAUUCUCACCGGUUCCGUGAGACUGAUGGUGAUGGCAGUAAUGGAGUGAAAGGAGAGAGAAAUCCGAAAGGGAACAGAGAGGGUGAAGCAGGGAAUGGUGAGAGGAGGAGACACAGGCCUCGCAUCAAAGCCCAAACCACACUUGACAAGGAGGAGACCAAGGACAACAAAGAGAGAGAUACACCAAGCCACAGGGACAGGUUUAAGGAUGCAGAGGGUGAUGGUUCAAGCUCGAGUCCUGUUCCCUCUCCUACUGAGAGACAAGAGGACUCCGAUAACCUAAAAAACAGCACCAAGGCUAGAUCAACUGCAGUCAGCAUCCCUGUUACCAUCACUGCCCCACCCGGAGACACCACCGUCAUUCCCAUGAAUAACAUAGAUGGUGAGAGUUUGCUCCUGAAUGAGGAAAAGAAGGAUCUGGAUGAGUUGAAUCCGAAUGCUCCUAAACGCAUCUUACCCUACAGCUCUAUGUUUGUGUUUGGUCAGUCCAAUCCUGUGAGAAGGUUGUGUCACUACAUGGUGAACUUGCGCUACUUUGAGAUGUGCAUUCUUGUGGUGAUCACCAUGAGCAGCAUCGCACUGGCUGCAGAGGAUCCUGUGAAUGCUGCUGCUGUUCGGAACAAUGUGCUAAAAUACUUAGAUUACAUCUUUACCGGUGUGUUCACAUUUGAAAUGGUGAUCAAGAUGAUUGACCUCGGGCUGCUUCUCCAUCCGGGCUCCUACUUCAGAGACCUGUGGAAUAUUCUAGACUUCAUUGUGGUCAGCGGUGCCCUGGUAGCUUUUGCCUGCUCAGGGACCAAAGGCAAGGACAUCAACACCAUCAAGUCCCUCAGGGUCCUCCGUGUGCUGCGGCCUCUGAAGACCAUCAAGAGGCUACCUAAACUCAAGGCCGUGUUUGACUGUGUGGUGAACUCGCUGAAGAACGUGCUCAACAUCCUCAUCGUCUACAUCCUCUUCAUGUUCAUCUUUGCGGUUAUCGCCGUGCAGCUCUUCAAGGGAAAGUUCUUCUACUGCACAGAUGAAUCCAAAGGUUUAGAGAAGGACUGCAGAGGUCAGUUUCUGGAUUACGAUGGAGACAGAGUGCAAGCCAAGGCACGUGAAUGGAAGAAGUACGAUUUUCACUAUGACAACGUGCUGUGGGCUUUCCUCACUCUCUUCACCGUUUCCACAGGAGAGGGUUGGCCUAUGGUCCUGAAACACUCUGUAGAUGCCACUGAUGAAGACGAAGGCCCGAGCCCAGGCUACCGCAUGGAGAUGUCCAUCUUUUAUGUGGUCUACUUCGUGGUCUUCCCGUUUUUCUUCGUCAACAUUUUCGUAGCCUUGAUCAUCAUCACUUUCCAGGAGCAAGGGGACAAGGCCAUGUCUGAAUGCAGCUUGGAGAAAAAUGAGCGGGCGUGCAUUGACUUUGCCAUUAAUGCCAAGCCCCUGACUCGCUACAUGCCCCAGGAUAAGCAGUCCUUCCAGUACAAGAUGUGGAAGUUCGUGGUUUCGACGCCGUUUGAAUAUUCCAUCCUGACUAUGAUCGCAAUCAAUACUGUGGUUCUCAUGAUGAAGUUCAGUACCGCUUCGAAGCCUUAUGAGGACAUGCUGAAGUGGCUGAACAUCAUCUUCACUGCCCUUUUCACCCUGGAAUGUAUCCUGAAGAUCAUCGCUUUUGGUCUGCUGAACUAUCUGAGGGAAGCUUGGAACAUAUUCGACUUUGUAACAGUACUGGGCAGCAUCACUGACAUCCUGGUCACUGAAAUUAAGCAGAACAAGCUGAUCAACCUUAGCUUUCUGAGGCUGUUUCGAGCUGCUCGACUCAUCAAGCUCCUGAGGCAAGGCUACACCAUCCGUAUCCUGCUCUGGACCUUUGUCCAGUCUUUUAAGGCACUGCCGUAUGUGUGUCUGCUCAUUGCCAUGCUCUUCUUUAUCUACGCCAUCAUUGGAAUGCAGGUGUUUGGAAACAUCGAGUUAAGCGAUGAUUCAGCAAUCAACCAACACAACAACUUCCAGACCUUCUUUCAGGCACUCAUGCUACUCUUCAGGAGCGCCACGGGCGAGGCGUGGCAUGAGAUUAUGCUGUCGUGUUUGGGUGGCAAGAAAUGUGACAACCUCUCAGGCUCCAAUGGCAACGGGUGUGGCAGUGAUUUUGCGUACUUCUAUUUCGUCUCCUUCAUCUUCCUCUGCUCGUUCCUGAUGCUAAAUUUGUUCGUGGCUGUCAUCAUGGACAACUUUGAGUACUUGACGCGGGACGCUUCCAUCCUCGGACCUCACCAUCUGGAUGAGUUCAUCCGCGUCUGGGCAGAUUAUGACCCGGCUGCCUGUGGGCGCAUAUCCUACCUCGAUAUGUACGAAAUGCUACGUCACAUGUCCCCUCCGCUAGGUUUGGGAAAGAAAUGUCCAUCACGAGUUGCCUACAAGCGCUUGGUGAGGAUGAACAUGCCCAUUGCUGAUGACAGCACAGUCCACUUCACGUCCACGCUGAUGGCUCUCAUACGCACCGCCCUGGAUAUCAAACUGGCAUCAGGUGUUCUUGCCCAGCGUCUCUGUGAUGCUGACCUGAAAAGGGAGAUAAAUAAAGUGUGGCCCAGUCUGUCAUCAAAAACUGUGGACUUGCUGGUGACACCUCAUAAACAUAAUGAGCUGACGGUUGGGAAAGUGUAUGCUGCGCUGAUGAUCUUCGAUUACUACAAGCAGAACCGAGCCAAAAGACUCCAGGAGCAACAGCCCUCUUCCGGAGCACUGGGUAAAAUGGGGUCUCUCUUCAAGCCCAUGUUGCCCCUCACUCACAUACACGAUCAUGAGCCAUCAAUCAGAAGUGCCAAACUGCCACCUCCUUCUCAAACUGAUUCGUCUCCACAUCCAGAGCUCACACCCACGACCCCUCUCUUGACCAAUGGGGAGCCAGUGAAAAGCAACGCCAUGAAGAAUUCUCAUUCAGCAGAGACGCUUCAGAAGGGCAGGAAUUCCGUCUAUUCAGAUGAUCUGCCAAAAACUGAAUCUCAGGAAUUAGUAGAGAUGACGGAUAUGGAGAAUAAUUCUGAUGUAGUGGGCUUCUCCACACUGGAGGGCCACGGGAGGGCAGCCUCAAUGCCCAGACUUAGUGCAGGCUUCCAGCGGAGCCAGUUGCGCCACACCACCGGGAUGUACCUAGCACCCAUCACGGAUGGCAGUCCCAUGCGGCGUUCAGCCUCCUCUUUGGCUUCUCAGAGAGGAGGAACAGAGUUGAAUCUGAGGGACUAUACACUGGAACGACUCCCAGCAGCACAGCCUCAGGAGAAAGAGAGAGACAGAGUGCACCAACAUCAUCAUCAUCACCAUCAUCGAUGUCACCGCCGCAGAGACAAGAAGCAUAAAUCCCUGGACCGAGCUAUCAGUGAAGAACAGCCUGCCUCUCUGGAUCUAGCGUCGGAUUUAAUCGAUGAUCCGCGGGAUCGAGCUCGUGAAUGGGACAGAGACCGAGGUCGCUCUCAUGAGAGGAAACACCAAUCGGCUUCUGCCCCUGAGAGAAAGCAGCGUUACUAUUCCUGUGAUCGCUAUGGAAACAGAGAGCACUGUCACAGUCGAUCACCUGGGCCAAGCAGAUCUACCUCACCAGGAGAUCCACAAGAACCCAACAGAUUCAAAACGGGUGUUAACUCGGCUAAGGGCAGCCCAGUGGUCUUCACCUCAGGCACCAGUACACCAUGCCGUGGACGAAGACAGCUCCCUCAGACACCGCUCACACCAAGGCCUGCAGUGGCCUUUAAGUCUACCAGCUCCUCCACAUCGCAGAUGGCUCCCACCCGCUCAUCCGGGCCGGCCCACACCUACCUAAGCCGAGGGCAGUCGGAACACGACGCCUUGCUCGGCAUCACUCACCAACCAUCUCCCGUGCCUGUCACUCGGAUCGGAUCUGACCCCAACCUCGGCCCCUUGCAGCGUGACCCCCACCUGUCAGAGGCCGAAGAUUUCCACGAUGCUUUGAGCACCUACAGCUCAAGACGUUUUCCAAGGACAGUCUCUGCCACCCAUUCAUCCACAGGGGCGAUGCCAUCCAUGCUUCAGCAUAGCCAGAGUGGAGUACCUAACGGGUACCACUUCACCCUAGGAGUUAGUACAUCUCUGGGCUCCAGUACCAGGAUUUCUCCAAGCUAUCAUGAUAUAGAGAAAGAUGACUGGUGCUGACAAAAUGGUCACCAAUAUAUGUCUUAAAUGUGUCUUUAAAAAGUGCAGGAUGAGUUUUAUCAUCUUUGCCUCAAGAUAGUCCUACAUUUGAGUCAUGGCUUUGUGAAGACAGUGGAAGCCUGAGGAGCUCUAGAAGACGGGUUGAGUUAUUAAUUCUUCAUGAAUGUGGCAUGACGAUAUUCCCUCUUGUCAAUACAGUUUUUUCAACACAGUUUGUGAAAUUAUGAGUGCCAUGAUGAAUUCCCAAGGUGAGUUCUGUGCUGCCACUGAAGAGGGGAAAUAGUUCUGGCCUCAGUUGCUAGCAAACACUGCCCUCUGCUCUCUGGAAUCAUAAUAAUAGGGCUAAACUUGGCAGAAGGGCAGAGAGUAGAGCGAUACAGCCAUGUUUGAUUCGAAAGCACAAUCUAUAAUGAAAGUGCAGGACUUCUGCUCAUCUAGAUGGUAUUGUUAAGAACCUGGACCUCUCUUUAUUUCUUAAAAAAAAAAAAAAAAAAUGAUACAUUCUUGGUUUUGUCCAGACUUCUUUGUCUUAACGUUUCUUUCCCUGCUGCUGCUUUAUGCUGUUUCUUCCUCUUGCAAGUGGCACAGAUAAAAAUGCUCCCAGUAGCUAAGAGAAAAAAUAACGCCAAAUUGUAAUUAGUUUUCUAAGAGAUUGCAGUAGAUCGAGCAUCUUUUAACAGUGUUCCUUUUUUUUGUACCUUGUACAUGAAGUGUGUAGCUGGGUGUCCUGUAAGGUCUACUCUUUUUUUUUUUUCUUUUUUUUUUAAAUAAUAUAUUACCCUCAAGUGGUAAACUACCAAGUGCCUAACCUUUGAGGUUAACUACUGUAUGAGUAUGAUGUGUCGUGAGGCAUUAUUAACCUGAGAAAGGCAAAUACUGGAUACUAUACACUGUAGGUAAAAUGUCACAGAUAUUUGUUCUUUAUAAGUAUCAUAGCAUGUUAUGAAGACAGAGAUUAUGGCGUUGCACAAAAGACAGAAUAUAAGUGAGAUUUUCAUUGAUGUGUGUGUGUGUGUGUGAGAAAGUGAAAGUAUGGCACGUGAGUAAAAAAAAAAAAUCUGUAAACUGCAGGGACGAUAGCAUCAACAACGUAGCUUCGAGAAGGUACUGUAACCAUGAACUCUAGAGAAUUACAUGACACCGAAAUCGUUUUCACUCCGUCUGAAUCGAAUGCAUGUUAGGAGUUUCUACACUUGGUGUUGGUGUUGUUGUAAACUGCAUUGUGUGAUGUACAAUUUUAUUUUGCCAAAGAGUACAUGGUGAGCUCUUGCCUUUCUAGUAUUAGACUGAUUUAAUUACAUGGAGUCAAGAGAGACAUGAUACAUUUUGGUAGGAAUAUGAAAUUACAUUCCUAAAAAAAAAAAUAUAUAUAUAUAUAUCUAUAUAUAUUUCAUUAAAAUCAUGUACAUUUUGAUCGUAUUAUUAUUAUUAUUAUUAUUAUUAAAUUUAACAUAUUGCUGAACCCUUUCUUAGUAAACAAGGAAGAUGUGGUUCUUUAGUAACAUUGGAUGAUUUUUACUGAUAGCUUCCAAACACUUUAUCGUCAUAAGACAAAAUGAUUUUUAUUUGUAACACAUGGUCACUAGCCACUCUAUUAGGAAGAAAUGUACAACUGAACAUUCAUGCAGUUUUCCAUUCAGUCAGUCACGUGACAGAUCAAGAGCUACAGUCAAAAUAGGGUAAAAUCAGUGAUCUCUGAGUGACUUGGACCGUGGCUUGGUUGUUUGUGCUGGAUAUGUUUCAGAAACUAAUGAUUCUGUUGUAUUUUUGUGCAUAAACCUCUCUAGAAUUUGCACAGAAAUAUUUCAAAUAUACUCAGUAGCAGUUCUGUAGUCUCGCUGAUGAGAGAGGUCAGAAGAAAAAGUUAAAUAAACACUCUUUACAAUCAUGGAGACCUGAAAAAAGCAUCUUGCACCAUGAGGCAUAGUGAUGGGAAGUUCGGAUCAUUUUACUGACUCCGGAUCUUCGAAUCUCGUUCAGCACGAUGAGCGAAUCUUUUUCCGAGUCAUUUUGUUCGUUUCAGCAGUAUAUAAUUACAAUGUUACGUGUUAAUAGCCAGUCUCACCUCCUGUCGGAGUCUUUCGUUCUUUUGUCACGUCACAUUGUCAUGCAGUUUGUACCAGAAAAAGAGAUAAGUUCAUCUCCCAAGUCUUUGGGUUCGAGUCAUUCGUUGAUCACGUGACAGCCCCUAAACCUUAAGCUGUGCAGUCUGUGUCGGAAACUACUCAUGCCCCAAGACUCGAUUCUGUUUUUCCACCACAGACUGCAUAGCCGAAGCCUAUGAGGCUGUCACGAGAUGGACUAAUCAUGUUUCCCGUACAGAACCUACAGGAUGUUGUGCAUGCAUGGUCAAUACAAAAUGAAUGAAUUGCUCUCUGAGAUGACUCGUUGUUCCUUAAGGAUUUGUUCGAAAUGAACGAAUCGGUCAUGAACGACACAUCACUAAUGAGGCAGCGACAAUUCUGUAAACAGGAAUCUAAGACUAAAGUGGAUAUAUAAUGAAACAUGACAGCUGAGGCUUUUACCAAUAUUCAGCUGUCCAAUUUUGGUGAUGCUUUAACCUCAGGUUUUUGUUCUUUUGGCUAAUGGGAGUGGAACCUGAUGUGGGCUUCUGCCAUUGUAAUACAUCAACCUGAAGAUUUUGCAUUCUGGGAUAUUUUUCAACACGGUUGUAAUUAUUAGAAAGGAAGAUCUCAUCAAAAAAAAAGCAUUUCCACCAAUAGAACUGUCCCUCAGUACAUCUCUGUAUGAAUUCUAGAAGCAGUAGCAGUUAUACUUAAACUAUCCCACUACUCUUACAACAAUGCCACAAAGUCACUGAGCUCAGAUUUCUCUCUAGUUCAGAUUUCGUCCUAGUAAAACUCUGCACUGAACUGCUGCCACGUGACUGGUUGGGUAACGGCAUGAAUGUAUGGACUGCGUGAAUGAAAGAAAUGAAUUUCCUAAUAUAGUGAUUGGUGUGUCUAGAAGGUAUUUCUCGGACAAGCUUCCUGUGUCCUGUAAGUGCAGGGAUGAGACGACUGUUGAGAGACAGUACAGCAGGGCUAUGCAACAUGGCGACACUUUAUAAUCGCUCCUCAUCUUCUGUAGCUUUAUCUCCUAGACUGGACAGUUCUGGGAGCAAGACGAUUUUGUUCAGUUUUCUACCUUAAAAGUGAUGAAUGCUGUAGGUGACAUAGAGUUUAUUGGAAGGCCAAUUAGUGUACAAAGCAGGACAAAUGCAUGCCAUUGUCCUGUCCUCAAAAGUGAAUUUGAAUUUGUGUUGUUCGCCUCAAGUACCGUCCAUAAAGUGUUUCUGUUCUAAGUAAUAAUUGGUGAACGAUUAGGAUUUUUUUUGUUCUUUUCUAAACUCAGACACUUCAACCUCACAUCGAUUCCAUCUUCUGACCAGGUUUUACCUUCUAUUCUCUCUUUCUGACAGGGAGAUGUGAUUUGUGCGCCUAGUAGUACAUCUGUAACUAUUCUAAAGCCAUUCCUAUGACAAAUCUACGAAUAAUUGUUAUACAGAAAACUUUCUGCCAGGUGCCAAGUUGAACACAGCACCGUUUUUCUCACCCUCAUGCCGUACCUCGUUCAGUUGACCUGUGGACAUUGUGUUUAUGUUUGCAUGUUACGAUGACAUGUGCAUGUACAAAUAUAUGUUCGACAUACUUUAUGUUUGAUUCCUAUGAGGGGUUCACUGCCUUUUUUUUAUACAAUCGUCAAUUUAAAACAAAAAAAGAAGAAGAAAAAAGACAUGUUUGUGGGGGUAAAUUAGAGAAAUUCAUUUUAGAAGUUUUGUGUAAAAGAGGUGUUGAACAAAAGAGAAAAAUCACAUUCGGGCUAUGAAAGCAUGGGACUAACGUUUUGAAGCAGAUCAGACACCACCACUGUUCAUCGGCUAUCUGCUUAUUUACCAUUCAUUACCAUUUUGUACCACUGAACUGAAAAGAGAAUCUAAAUAAAUUAAUAAAGGUUUUAUG